CUUUUUUAAGUUUUCUUGGUUUAAACAUUAUGUCUGAACAAACUGCAAGAAAACCUCAAGUUUUUAGUAGUCCACUAAUCGCUUCCAUGACCUGUAUUGUUGUUGUACUGUCUAGAUAAGGUCAUGUCCUGGUGAGGGUUAUCAGCUGUUUCACUUGACCCUGCUGCUUAGACGUCUGCUAUUUCUCAUGACACCAAAACAACAGGUGGAGUUUGUGGAGCACUUCCCUCCUGCUCAGGAGGAGAACCUCUGUGUGUGGCGCCACACUCUGCUGAGGGGUCUGUGCGCAGAGGCACGUAUGCGGGUGGAGAAAGAGGUGCUUUCCAGGGCUUCUGUUGUGCUGCAGGAAUGGCAGAAUAACAGCUACAGGAUGGGAGAUAUACCGAGACUUAACCGGAUACUAGGCUGUGUGCUGAUGUUGAUGGGCGGAAGCAACCUGCAGGCUGAGUGUAUGAUAUCUUCUGUGAAGAUCAUCUCUCAGCUGUGGAGUUGCAUGAGUAGCAACCAGAGUCUUACUGACUUACCUGUCAAUAUCAGCUGUUCUGAUCAGCAGUAUAGAGCCACAUGUCAUUGUUCAGGCCGUUUCCUGUUUGAGUGGGUUGACUAUCCAGAAAUGCCCUGAUGACCUUCUUUUAGCUGCUUUGGAGUUCCUUGCUUCCAUGGGAAGAAUAUUUAUUUCUCACAAU
Messenger RNA from Sinocyclocheilus anshuiensis, 686 nucleotides. RefSeq lists its product as uncharacterized. The record is from RefSeq and is a predicted model, not a curated record. NCBI's taxonomy places the organism in Eukaryota, Metazoa, Chordata, Actinopteri, Cypriniformes, Cyprinidae. The transcript is spliced from 5 exons. Bases 188 to 622 code for a protein of 144 amino acids.